UCUCUUCAGCUCCAUUUUUCAUCGGACACUUAACCAAAUCGAAGGAGACCGAGCUCUGCGGAGCAUUUGGGUUGGCUUCGGUUGGUGGCCUCGGAGAUCUCCGGAGAAGGAGAAGCCAUGGGGGACUCUGCCCUUGAGCUCCAGGAAUCCGGCUGGGAGGAACUCCGGAAGGAGGCGCGCAAGAUCGAGGCUGAUCUUGACGUUAAGCUCUCCUCCUACGCCAAACUCGGCGCCAGAUUCACUUCUUCAUCAGGGUAUGUGGACAGUGGAUCACCAACUGUUGGAUCUGGCAGAUCAUGGAAGUCCAUGGAAAUGGAAAUCCAGUCUUUGCUUGAAAAACUGCUGGAUAUAAAUGAUGCCAUGAGCAGAUGUGCUGCAACAACAGUACCUACCACCUCCAUCACCCAGAAGCUUGCAAGGCACAGGGAUAUACUUCAUGAGCUUACUCAGGAAUUUAGAAGAACAAAAGGAAACUUGAGCUCCAUAAGGGAACAUGCAGAGCUUCUUAGUUCUAUUCGGGAUGAUAUCAGUGAAUCCAAGGCCUCUGGGAGCAUGUCACCCAGGGUACAUCUAUUGCGUGAGAGAGCAUCUAUUCAUGGAAGCAUUAAUCAGAUAGAUGAGGUGAUAGGUCAAGCUCAAACUACCAGAUCAGUUCUAGGCACUCAAAAGGCGAUCUUUGGCGAUGUUCAGGGAAAAGUGAAACAAUUGGGUGAAAAGUUUCCAGUAAUCCGUGGACUACUCGGUGCAAUAAAAAGGAAGCGAUCAAGGGACACUCUGAUACUCGCUGCAGUCAUAGCAGCUUGCACACUGUUCCUAAUCAUUUACUGGCUUUCAAAAUGAUGGAAUACAAGUUUCAUUCUUUCUAAUUUUUACCCCCUUUUUUUUUUCACCUUUUCAAGUAUAUUGUGGGAGGACGGAGGGGUUUUGAGAUUGAAGCAGGUGAUUCAUUGGCUGGUGUCCUCUUGCAAAUUCCUGAAAAUAAAUGUAUUCUCUGUAUUGAAUGUCAAUCUUGGGGAUGAUUUCUGUUGUGCUUUGUUUUUGCAUAUAAAAUAGAGAGGAUUUUUUUGUGGUU
This is a messenger RNA of Dioscorea cayenensis subsp. rotundata (Guinea yam), 1072 nucleotides long. RefSeq names its product Golgi SNAP receptor complex member 1-2-like. Gene Ontology annotation, biological process: endoplasmic reticulum to Golgi vesicle-mediated transport; vesicle fusion. Lineage: Eukaryota; Viridiplantae; Streptophyta; Magnoliopsida; Dioscoreales; Dioscoreaceae. The transcript is spliced from 6 exons. The coding region runs from base 118 to 840 and encodes 240 amino acids. Gene Ontology annotation, molecular function: SNAP receptor activity. The record is from RefSeq and is a predicted model, not a curated record. Gene Ontology annotation, cellular component: SNARE complex; Golgi medial cisterna; Golgi membrane.